AGCAAAGUAAAAUCUUACUUAACAACUACAUUAAAAUUGAUUUAUAUUGAUCACCGAAAUGGGUCAAAACAAACUAGUUUUUGUAACAUUGGUGGUGGCAUAUCUAGUCAGCGAUGUAUCAUGUGCAAAACUGUCAAAUUGCCCGACCGAUGACCGACUUCGCCCAUGUUCUUGUAGCACCGUUAGCCCGGGUGGUACUCAAUUAUCAUGCUACAAUAUAACCGAACCACUUGGUGAUUUAUUUAAACGCUUAAGCAAUGCGCUACAAAAUGAUACAGAAUUGUACCAGUUGUUUUUGCACUCCAACGUGGACACAUUAGAAGCCAAUGUAUUUGGUCAGCUCAAAAUUGACCAAAUAGACCUAGAUAUGGGUAAAUUAGCAAACAUUCAUCAGGACGCUUUUGCCAGCACCGGUGUUAAGGGCCUGUCUAUUGCUAAGUCAGCAAUUAGCGAUGUUAAUGACCAAAAUAACCAAGCAGAUUAUGGCCUGUUUAAAGCUAUACGGGCUACAAAAAGUUUAAAAACAUUCUACAUGUCAAGCAGUGAAUUGACCGCGAUUCCCGAUGGUGCUUUCCAGUCGGUGACUCACCUGGAAUCAAUAAUAUUUUCGGGCACUCCAUUAAAGCGUAUUGGUAAAAAUGCUUUUUAUGACGCCGCCAGACUGCAUGUGCUAACCCUAACGGGCGUGCAAUUAGAGACUAUCGAUGCGCAUGCGUUUAAUGUGGGCCCACGUGGUGGCGGUGGCCGUAAAGCGCUGGAUAUACGCAUUGAGCAGGGUGAUUUAAAUCAACAGAUUCUAAAACCUAGUUCAUUUGAGAUGGUCAAUGACAAAGUUAAUCUGUAUUUGGAGUACAGUGACUUUGAUUACCUUGAUGAGACUGUGUUUGGUAAGUUUUUGUUGAAUCAAACCACGCACGUAAUCUAUACCAAUAACCUGAUUUGCCAUGAUGAACGCAAUCAAUGGUUAUACGCAAAGUAUCGCAAUAACUGGAAAGAUAAUGAGUGUAACUAA
Molecule: messenger RNA, 1012 nt
Organism: Medioppia subpectinata
Lineage: Eukaryota; Metazoa; Arthropoda; Arachnida; Sarcoptiformes; Oppiidae
Source: the annotation of a GenBank genome assembly